UUGCUUUCGCGGUCCUUGCGCGUCUUCCUCUCGCUUGUCGCCCUCCCCAUCCUGGCCUGCUUACCAGUAGGAGAGCGUGUCCUCCGAUAAGUCAUGCUAUACCUAGCUGGCUUAUCUGAUGUGGUGAUAUUUUGUUCUACGGCGCAGUCUAGUUGGUUGUGAUUUCGCACGUCAAUUCCCACAUUCACACCCCCUCAAACAGUGAGGCUGAGCGCCCAGCUCGGCGACGGUCCAUCAACAAACACCCACGCCGCUUUCGUCUGCGCUUGCAACAAAGAAAAUGGCGCCGCUCUCGUCAUCGAAAUAUCGUUCCUCCCCGGGGAGAUCGUCGAGAAACCAGACCAAGGUCACCUUGAAGACAUCGCGGAGCUCGGAUCCGACCACCUCGGAAGGCCCACCCCUCAAGAAACGGAAGUAUGUUCCCGGUGGCCCCGGUGGAGGAGGGAGGUAUAUCGAACUUGAGGUUAAGGAGCCCGCUCCGAGGCAAAAGCCUAGUCCAGCAGCUCGACGAAACUCCUCGAGCUCCCGGAGUCGCCCUGUUCCGGACCCAGAGCCUCCUCAGCCCGUUCAGCCCGUUCAGCCCGUUCAGCUCCCUCCUCCGCCGCCACCUCCUCCUGUACCCUCCACGCCGCCUUCUGCACGCCUUAGACGAGAGAAAAGCCAGAACCGUGGCCGAUUCGGUUCCUCAACGGCGGCUGCCCUUGCGCUUCAACAAGGAGAUGGGUACAAACCACGGGAGGAACGAGGAUGGGAGGAGUUCCAUCCGGACUUGGACAUCGACACCAAGUUUACGGUUUUCAGCGCAGAAGACGUGGAUGGGCCUCCACCGUCGGCGUCGAUAGCCCAGAUCCUGUCGCCUAACGGCCUGGAUAAUAGUAGUGAGAAAGACCCGAUUGCGGAACUCAUUCGAGCGCACACAAAUGGCACUUCGCCAUCGCCGAUGAAGCGUCGUCCUGGGCGUCCUCCGCGUCGCCCCGAAGCUAUCCUCCAUGCUCUGGGUAUCUCGCCGCAACCGAAAGCUGUUCCUCCUCCCGGUCCCAAUCCUCGCGAAAGAUUGACGCUGCCGAAGCCCACAUUCCGACUACGGGAUCCGUUUACCUUCUAUGAUCAGCCUGGGGUUGGCCAGCAGAAUUAUGUCGACCGUACCAUGGCGAGUGUAGGCUAUCAGGAGAGCGACCUGUUCCUGCGGCAUGACCGCCGCUUGGUUCGAAUGUCAGAAGGUACACAGGAAGAUGACCUGGAUCUGACCAACCCUGUUGGCUCAGAGGGAGAGGUCAAUGCGGCUGUUGGUCGGGUGGAAUAUGAUAUGGACGAACAGGAUGAGAAGUGGCUGGAAGACUAUAAUGCGAAACGGAGGGAAGAUGAAGUGGAGCCAAUCAAGCCGGCGGUCUUCGAAAUUACAAUGACCAAAAUCGAAAAGGAGUGGUAUGCCCUGGAGAAGCGCAUUCCCAAACCAAACCCAAAACCUCCUCAGACGCAGCGUCCUCGUUCAAGCUCCGCCGCCGCGGUCAAUGGGGAAACCGCGCCCGGAGAAGAGCAGGACAGCAAGUGUGCCAUUUGUGACGAUGGCGACUGUGAAAACUCGAAUGCCAUUGUGUUCUGCGAUGGAUGUGACCUAGCAGUGCACCAAGAGUGCUAUGGUGUGCCUUUCAUUCCCGAGGGGCAGUGGCUUUGCCGCAAGUGUCAGCUCAUAGGCAGAGGGUCAGUCAACUGUAUAUUCUGCCCGAACACUGAGGGCGCCUUCAAACAGACCACCACCUCUAAAUGGUCUCACCUUCUCUGUGCGAUUUGGAUCCCGGAGGUGUCGAUUGGCAAUCCGUCUCUGAUGGAGCCGAUUACUGACGUGGAGAAGGUGCCUCGAAGUCGCUGGAAACUUCACUGCUACAUUUGUCGCCAGAGAAUGGGCGCAUCCAUCCAGUGCAGCAACAAGAAUUGCUUUGUGGCAUUCCACGUAACAUGUGCGCGGCGGGCCCAGCUAUAUUUGAAAAUGAAGUCAGGCCACGGAACCCCGGCCGUGAUGGACUCACAUCUCCUCAAGGCCUUCUGUGAUAAGCAUGUACCACCCGAAUGGCGCAGAGAGCACGGUACUGACGCUGCUACGGCGGACGCGAUCGAGUAUUACCGUAACACCAUGCAGGGUCGCCGGUGGGGAGAUAGUCAGGCAGCAGCGUUGUCGCUGGAACCAGCCCACUCUCAUAUCGGUGAACAUGGAGAUGACGAGGGGUACCGGACACAUACCCCACGAAUAACACUUACUGUCGGUGGCAACAAGCGCAAGCGGAUGGCCGCGCCGAAGACGAUUUGGAAGCUGCCGUCUGGAGCUCCGGUGAUCCCCCAGGUCGUCUUGAACUCGGUUGUAGCCUCGCUUCAACGUUUUGGAGUGCGGCAGAGAAAGCAAUUCGCAGAAGAUGCCUGCAAAUACUGGACUCUCAAACGUGAAGCGAGACGUGGUGCUGCGCUCCUGAAACGGUUACAGUUGCAGCUGGAAACCUUCUCGUCGAUGGAGAUGACUAGGAGAGAUUAUGUCGCCAUGGGAGUAACUGGCAGCAAGCGACUUCAGCGGCGCAUCGAAUUCGGCCAGAGGCUCUGCUACGAUCUGGAUAGGCUGAGAAUGCUGUGUGAGGAAGUCAAAAAGAGGGAAAGGGAGAAGCUGAAGGACGUGGAAACUCUGCGGAGCGUCGUGGACAACGUCUACUUUCCCAUCUUCCCUUUGCUGUGGCCUAUAUUCGAAAAAGCUCAAGGGCUUGAUGGCAAAGGUAUUUUCAAGCAGGGAUUGUCGUCCAUUCGCGCAAAGCUGCAAGAGCGCUACUACUCAUCGGUGGCAGGGUUCUCUGCCGACCUUGCCAGGGAAUUCACCACCGAGAUUGGUGUUCAACCAGCUGGAGACACUGCAGAGCUGCAGAUGCAGAUCAGUGGCCGUGCUCCAGAACUCAGCCUCGAACAGCGUGAGAAGAGAAAAUUAGCUAAGCGCAUCAUCAAAGCUAUUCAACCAGCAUUGGAAGAUGCGAUCAGGAAGGAGAGUGAACUUAACCGCAAGCCUUUUGAGCAAGAGUUGAAAGAGCUUGAUCUCAUGCUGGAGAACAGUGUCAUGUCCCGAAGAGGGUCCGAGGCCGACCCUGUAGAGCGACCCGGAACUGACAAUGCAGACCAACCCCAAGGUCCGAGUCAGGCCGUGGAGCAGAAAAUCGAAGAGAUUACUGCUAAAGCGGAACUCGACGAAGGAACCGACAUUGCUGCAGUACCUGAAAAGGCCGAUGCAGGUGUUGAGCCGAAUGCAGAUAAUUUACAGACUGUUGAAGAGUCUACAGAUUCGCAUGUUCAGACAGCCCCCGACUCGGUGCCAACGCCUACUACUACGGUACAGGGAUCAGAGCCACAGAUGAAUGAGGAUGCCCCUACAACUUCACAAACUACCAUGGAAGGAAUCGAACCAGCUGUAAGUGAAUCGGUCGAAAAGACCGACAUAGACAGCUCGCAACCAGCCCAUCCACCGACAGACGCUCAAAAAGACCCCCUCACACCAUCUCAAAGCUUCACAGGUGACCAGCAAAAUCCCUUGUCGCUCGGUGGGAUUCAAUGGUAUAUGCAACCAUUUGACCCUGUGGGAACGACUAUUCAUGAGGAGCGCUGGACGGGACGGGAUGUUAUGCGGGGCAUGAGCGAGGAAUUGAGCGAACUAGACGAGGACGAGCUCAAGGAUUUGGUUGAGGAGGAUGAUCUGGAAGGGCAGGUGGUCAACGCGUCGCUGGAGACCUCGGACAGAAGUGCUCCUCCUCAGCAGCAUGUCAAGACACACCGAACGCGACGACGUUGGCGUGGGUUCAAGUAGUACAAGCAAGGUGCAGGGGAUUGUCUAAUGUGGAUAUUCUUGCUUUUCUCUUUUCUUCUUCUUCUUCUGCUUCUUCUUUUUUUUCUUCCCUCCAUUGUCACUAAUUCGCCUCUUCUUGUUUCCGUAUGUUUGCUUUUUGUCAACAGUUGUUCAGCCAUCUGAAGGGAUGGCGUUUUCAUGACCACGAGGAAUGGCAUUUUUGGGCCGUAGAUAGCCAGCAUCACUUGAUUAGUGGGCGUUGACUGUAUGGGG
This is a messenger RNA of Aspergillus homomorphus CBS 101889, 4081 nucleotides long. RefSeq names its product putative PHD finger domain protein. Lineage: Eukaryota; Fungi; Ascomycota; Eurotiomycetes; Eurotiales; Aspergillaceae. The transcript has 2 exons. The record is from RefSeq and is a predicted model, not a curated record. Gene Ontology annotation, biological process: regulation of transcription by RNA polymerase II. Bases 281 to 3829 code for a protein of 1182 amino acids.